Fraxinus pennsylvanica is the source of this 1170-nucleotide messenger RNA. The record is from the annotation of a GenBank genome assembly. Lineage: Eukaryota; Viridiplantae; Streptophyta; Magnoliopsida; Lamiales; Oleaceae.
AUGCUGAGAUCGUGUUGUUUUAGAUCAUUGGAGAGAUGUCUAGGAAUUCGGAAGGAUGAGUUGUUAUGGCACAUGGAUUUGAAGCCACACGCAUCUGGAGAUUUUUCUAUAGCUGUUGUGCAGGCUAAUUCUAGCCUCGAAGACCAGAGCCAAGUCUACACGUCGCCAUCAGCAAUUUACAUCGGCGUCUACGAUGGACACGGAGGCCCUGAAGCCUCCCGUUUUAUUAAUCGCCACCUCUUCCCUUAUUUACACAAAUUUACCAAAGAACAUGGAGGGUUAUCCGUGGAUGUAAUAAAGAAGGCAUUUAAUGCUAUAGAAGAGGAUUUUACUCGACUAGUGAAGCAAUCAUUGCCUGUUAGACCACAGAUUGUUUCAGUCGGAUCAUGUUGUCUAGUCGGUGCAAUUUCAGACGGUGAACUGUACGUCGCGAAUUUAGGAGACUCAAGAGCAGUGCUUGGCAGCAAAAGUUCUGUUGGGAAGAGGAAUUCGGUGGUGGCAGAGCGAUUGUCUACAGAUCACAACGUGUCGUGCGAAAAGGUAAGGAGGGAGGUCGAAGCUCAACAUCCUGAUGACUCACUUAUAGUUGUCAAUUGUCGUGGAGUUUGGAGAAUCAGGGGCAUUAUUCAGGUGUCAAGAUCUAUUGGCGAUGUCUAUCUGAAAAAACCAGACUUUAACAGAGACCCCCUUUUCUUACAAUUCGGAAAUCCUGUUCCUUUGAGGAGACCACUGUUAACGGCUGAACCCUCAAUUGUAACUCGGAAGCUGAGGCCACAAGAUUUGUUCUUAAUCUUUGCCUCAGAUGGCCUCUGGGAACAUCUUAGUGAUGAAGCUGCAGUGGAUAUUGUAUAUAAAUACCCAAGAGCUGGUAUAGCGAAGAGAUUAGUCGGAGCUGCCAUUCACGAGGCGGCAAAGAAGAGGGAGGUGAGAUACAAGGACAUUAGAAAGAUUGAAAAGGGAGUUAGGCGCCAUUUCCAUGAUGAUAUUACUGUGAUUGUGAUCUAUCUUGACCAUGAUCAUCAUAAAAGCCCUAAACACAAGCAAGGGUCUGUUGGCAUCAUCAGCGCCCCUGUUGACAUCUUCUCCUAUAAUUCAGAUGAAGUCGAGGAAAAUCCAGUUGACAAGAUUUUCCCCAAUGAAGAGUCUCGCCAUAUAUUGGCAGUAUCCUAA